Molecule: messenger RNA, 3095 nt
Organism: Micropterus dolomieu (smallmouth bass)
Lineage: Eukaryota; Metazoa; Chordata; Actinopteri; Centrarchiformes; Centrarchidae
Gene: gtf3c3
Product: general transcription factor IIIC, polypeptide 3
Exons: 19
Coding region: 167-3007 (946 amino acids)
Biological process (GO): transcription by RNA polymerase III
Cellular component (GO): transcription factor TFIIIC complex
Molecular function (GO): protein binding
Source: RefSeq, a predicted model, not a curated record
UCCGGCGUGUUGUCUUUUGGUGUUGAUUUGAAGACUUUACUGCGGAUGUUUUCUUCUCUCGCCAGUUUUUAAUCUGUCACCGCUGCAGCGUGAGAUGUUGCAUUUAGUUUGAAGAAGCGCCUCUUUUGUCCAGCGAGUGAGCCUCAGCCGGGCGGAGACACCGGAGAUGUCUGGCUUCAGCGCCGAGCUCAUAGACUACCUGGAGGGGAGGAUAAGUUUUGAGGAGUUUGACAAGCGGAGGGAUGAGCGGAAAGCCAAGGAGUCAGGAGAAAGCCUGUUAGCUGAAGACGCGGAGGACGAUGCUCAGCCCUCUACCUCUGCACAAAUCCCGGGGAACAUCGCUGGAGUCAGCCCCGGGGUUCAGCUGGCCUUUGCCUCCAUGCUGGGAGAAAUGCCCGAACAUCAGACUUCAGAAGAGGAGGAAGAGGAGGACAGCUUGAGCUAUGUAGAUGACGAAGGUGACGAGGACUAUAAGGUGGAAGAAGAGGAGAGGGGGAAGGUGGAGGUGGAGGAGACGGAGAAGAAGCAAAAGAGAAGCAGGAAGAGGGGAAGUAAGAGGAGAAGGAAGAAGAAGGAGGAGGAGGAGGAGGAGGAGGAGGAGGAGGAUGAUCUGACGGUGGGGGACGUGUUUGCGUUGGAGAUGGAGCUGAACCGAGAGAACAAGAAGAUGAUGAAGGAGCGACGUCAUCGCAGCAAGCUGCCCCGAGCUCUGAGAGGCUUGAUGGGAGAAGCCAACAUCCGCUACGCCAGAGGAGAGAGAGAGGACGCCAUCCUGAUGUGCAUGGAGAUCAUAAGACAGGCUCCUCUGGCCUAUGAGCCUUUCUCCACGUUGGCUAUGAUCUAUGAGGAUGAUCAGGACAUGGACAAAGCGCUGCAGUUUGGUUUGAUCGCCGCCCACCUGAACCCCUCAGACAGCGAGGAGUGGGUCAGGCUGGCAGAAAUGUCUCUGGAGCAGGACAACAUCAGACAGGCCAUUGUCUGCUACACAAAGGCCAUUAAGUACGACCCCACUAAUGUGCGCUACCUGUGGGACCGCUCCAGCCUCCACAUGCGUCUGGGCGAGCACAAACACUGCAUGGACGGCUACCGCAGGAUCCUGUCACUGCUGCCGCUGGAGGACGGCGAGCACUUCAUGCAGCUCUCCAAGGACAUGGCCAAGAGCUACUAUGAGAGUAAUGACUUGGCCUCAGCUCUGGGUGUUAUAGAGGAUGCUCUGGCGCGACACCCCAGCCUGGUCAGCGAUGACUUCAUCAACAUGGCAGCUGAGCUCUAUAUCUCCAACCGCCAGUACAACAGGGCCCUGCAGGUCUUGGCCCAGUUUGCAGGUAUAGUUUUGGUCAGAGCUGAGUCCAAAUCAGACGAUCCGGUACCAACACAAGAAGAGAAAGUGGCAGACGAGACGACAGAGGAGCAGGAGAAGACCAAUGAAGAAGGGCCGAAGUCAAAGACGGUAGAGGAAAUGGCAGCACAGGAGAACGGUGAAAUUAAGGAUGUACAGGUACCAGACAGUGUCCCAGUGGACCUGAGGGCCAAGCUAAUGGUCUGCCUCAUACACCUGCAUGUCUUCACACCCCUGGAGGGACUCGUGUCGAUGCUGAUGGACCAGAGUCCAGAGGAGAUUGGUGACUUGUACCUGGAUGUAGGUGAAGCCUACCUGGACGAGGGCGAGUACAUGUCUGCUCUGCCCCUGCUGUCUGCCCUCGUCAUAUCCGACAAGUACAACCUGGCGGUCGUCUGGCUCCGACACGCAGAGUGUCUGAAGGCGCUGGGCCACAUGGAGGCAGCCGUAGAAAGCUACACUAAAGUGGUGGAGAUGGCUCCACAGCACCUGGAGGCCAGGCUCUCCUUAGCCACCCUGCUGCAGCAGCUGGGCCGGCCGGAGCGCGCCCUCAAGGCCCUGGAGUCCAUGUACGACAGCGAUACACUGGCACAGGACUCGUCGGCUGCACAAAAGGAGUUAAAGCUGCUGCUGCAUCGUUCCACACUCCUGAAGACUCAGGGACAAAUCCAGGACUACCUGGAUGCUAUGAUCACUAUGAUCUCUAUGCUACUUAAGGUGGCCAUGCAGCGAGCUAAGGUGUGUGUACGUUCUGCAACCGUUUCAGGCGUGAAUCACCUGAGGCUGGUGAAGGCCAAAGACAUGCUGCCAGAGAUUGCUGACCACGAAGCUGCCUAUCUGGACAACACGGGUAAAACCAACGUCCUGUCUAAAGAGGACUGGUGGCAGCUGCUGGUGAGCUGUGUGCUGACGCUGUGUGAGGUGCAGCGCUACGAGGAGGCCGAGCUGCUGGUGGAGUCGGCCAUGGAGUUCUUCUCCUUCUACGACAACAAGCCAAAAAGGAAGGAGAUGGAGUUCUUCGGCCUGUCUGCCACCAUCCUCAACCGCAACCACUACAAGGCCUACAACUACAUCAGAUUGAUGCUGAUGGAAAAUGUGGAUUCGCCUCAGCUUUGGAAUAUUUUUAACCAGCUGACGAUUACCUCCCAGCACCAGCGUCACCAUCGCUUCUGCCUACGCCUGCUGUUAAAACAUCCCGACAACCACGCCUUGUGUGUCCUCUGCGGACACAACGCCAUGGUUUCGGGGAGCUUCAAACAUGCUCUGGGUCAGUAUGUUCAGGCCUUCCAGACUCACCCCAACAACCCGCUCCACAGCCUGUGUAUCGGUCUCACUUUCUUCCACAUGGCAUCUCAGAAGUAUGUAGCCAAGCGACAUACGCUGGUGCUGCAGGGUUUCACCUUCCUGUGGCGGUACGUGGAGCUGCGUGGAGAGUGUCAGGAGAGCAUGUACAACCUGGGCAGAGCGCUGCACCAGAUGGGCCUCACACAUUUGGCCAUACAUUACUACCAGAAGGCACUUACUCUGCCUGCACAGAAACUGGAGGGUAUGCCUGAUGAUCAGGUGGAUCUGAGAAGGGAAAUCGCCUUCAACCUCUCCCUCAUCUACCAGGCCAGCGGAAACAUGGAGAUGGCUCGCCAGCUCAUUAACACACACUGCAUUGUUUGAAAAUGCACACAAAUGUCCCGGCGUCUGUGCGUUUUUUUUUUUUUUUUUUUUUUAUAUUUUGAGUUUUGUACUGCCUUGUGUUAAAAAA